Molecule: messenger RNA, 912 nt
Organism: Balaenoptera ricei (Rice's whale)
Lineage: Eukaryota; Metazoa; Chordata; Mammalia; Artiodactyla; Balaenopteridae
Gene: IL2RA
Product: interleukin 2 receptor subunit alpha
Exons: 8
Coding region: 1-834 (277 amino acids)
Biological process (GO): inflammatory response
Molecular function (GO): interleukin-2 binding; interleukin-2 receptor activity
Source: RefSeq, a predicted model, not a curated record
AUGGAGCCAGGUUUGCUGAUGUGGGGAUUCUUCGUAUUCAUUGUUGUACCCGGCUGUGUGACAGAUGCUUGUGUUGAAGACCCACCGAGUCUCAGAAACGCCACGUUCAAGGUCCUCAGGUACGAGGUGGGCACCAUGAUAAACUGUGACUGCAAGAAAGGCUUCCGCAGAAGGUCGCCCUUCAUGCGCUGCACGGGAAACUCCAGCCACUCUGCCUGGGAAAACAGAUGCCACUGCGACAGCACCUCCUCCCCUAAGACCCCAGGAAAACAAGUUACUCCUGGACUCAAAGAACAGAAUGAAGAAAAAACCACAGAAAUGCAGAGCCAAAUGCAGCCCAUAGACCAAGCUAACCUUCCAGGUCACUGCAAGGAGCCUCCACCAUGGGAACAUGAACGUGAACCUUUGAAGAGAAUUUACCAUUUCAUGGUGGGGCAGACGGUGUACUACCAGUGCACUCAGGGAUUCAGGGCCCUACAGGGAGGCCCUACCAAGAGCACCUGCAAGAUGAUCUAUGGGAAGAUGAGGUGGACCCAGCCCAAGCUUGAGUGCAUAAGUGAAAGGGAGAACAGUCAGUUUCCAGGUGAUGAAGAGCCUCAGGAGAGCACAGAUGUUCCACCUGGCAGUGAAACUUCUUUUCCCUUAACAACGAGGAUGGCAGGUACCACAGAUUUCCAAACACCCACAGAAGUGGCUGCGACCAUGGAUACGUUCAUAUUUACAACCGAGUAUCAGAUCGCAGUGGCCGGCUGCAUCCUGCUACUCAUCAGCAUCCUCCUCCUGAGCGGCCUCACCUGGCAGCAGAGAUGGAAGAAGAAUAGAAGGACAAUCUAGAAAACCAAGGGCAAGAAGAAGCCAAGAAGAACCCGCAGAUGUCAUGGACCACAAUCAAAAUCAAGGCAGCUAAACACU